Peniophora sp. CBMAI 1063 is the source of this 1413-nucleotide messenger RNA. The record is from the annotation of a GenBank genome assembly. NCBI's taxonomy places the organism in Eukaryota, Fungi, Basidiomycota, Agaricomycetes, Russulales, Peniophoraceae.
AUGUCCGACACCAGCUUCGGGUCUCCCUCCUACACGCCGAGCACACCUACGCUCGCGAGUCUGUCACUUGCUCGUAUACGUUUGCGCCGCGCCGAACUUGACGCGGCUGUGGAAAUACGCCGCCUUGAGCUUGAAGCGCUGGAGGCUCAGUUCGCCGAGGCUCACGCGACUUCAGCUGUUGCCCACGUGCUAGAAGAGGACGUUGCUCCCCUCACAGAUGCGACAGCGCCCGUCACUGGCUCCGAAAGACAAGAGGUCGGGAACAUGGAUAUGGAAGCGUCGGAAGGGAGAUCAAGAGACCCGCCCAUCCGAGCUCGUACCUUGGACGCGUUCGGGGCGAGCCAGAUGGGCGAACCCCGCACUGAAGACAAUCCGGGGGCAGAUGACACCGUCGACGGUGUGCAAGGCGCGGAGGGACUUGAGCCCGCGAUUGAUACUAACACUCACAGCCUGGUCGAAUAUAGUCAUGGGUCGACUGAUGCCCAUAGCGAAUCUUACACUGAGCAUGAUGUAGCGCCAAGCGCCGCCGAAGAAGCUGCUGUAGUCACCGCGCACACUCCUGUCACGACGCUCGCGGAACCCCUUAUCAAUCAAAAUGCUGUGAUUGCCGGAACCGACGAGCCCACGUCACAUCCCGAGAGCGACGACCAGCCGGAGGUUAUCGAGGUACCCGACGAAGAGAGCGACGAAGAGAGCGAUGUGGGCGCUGUUGCACGCGUAAUGACGACGCGCGAAUUCAACUCUCGCGUAGCAUGCCUCGCUGGCAUCACCUCAAACCUGCCGGGCGCCGGGUGGCUGACUUUUGCUUGCUUGAUGAUGGCUGUCCAUCUGUUCGAGGGGAUCCACGGGUUUCAUUCUGGUCCAGUACGACUUCCUACAGGCGAUGUGCGGAGCAUAUCGAAGUGGCAGUCAAGAUCACAUUUCACCGCUCUAGACCCGCCCAGCCGCGUGGAACGUGACUACGUUGCAUUGGUCGCUCAGCUGUAUAUCAACAUUCGCCGCAUGAGCUUCCACGAUGUCUCGCUCAUGUACGGUCGCUACGGUCUCAUUGGGCUUGCAUACGGGAUCAUCCAGGCCUACUCCUUCCAGCCUUCGCAAGAUCUACUGAUCGUCGCAAACGAUCUCGUGGACUUAUUCAACUCCAUUCGCGCCAUACGCUCAGGUAGUGAGGUCACGGUGUUCUUCGAUGUUGAUGGUACCGUUGAAGAUGCCUUGAAGGAUGUCGACGCCGCGGCCGCGGCGUCCGCGUCGAUGGCCCUCGAACGGCUCGCCAGUGCCAUUUCUCGCAUGCCUCCAUCAGUACCGUCAAAGCGGCCUCGUAAUCGGGAUGAGGACGACAAAGACGGCGGUAGCGGAACUAGUGGUGAUGGAGCGUCCCCGAAGCCCGCGAAAAGGGCUAAGGUGGAGGCCUGA